This is a messenger RNA of Stegodyphus dumicola, 3589 nucleotides long. It is a transcript of the gene Timp, whose product is annotated as Tissue inhibitor of metalloproteases. The record is from RefSeq and is a predicted model, not a curated record. Gene Ontology annotation, cellular component: extracellular matrix. Lineage: Eukaryota; Metazoa; Arthropoda; Arachnida; Araneae; Eresidae. Gene Ontology annotation, biological process: negative regulation of membrane protein ectodomain proteolysis; negative regulation of endopeptidase activity. Gene Ontology annotation, molecular function: protease binding; metalloendopeptidase inhibitor activity.
CCAUCCGAUCGCCAGCGUGCUAGACGCAUCAUUCCCAUUGAUGGUUUCCAUCUGUGCCGGCGGUACUCUGGUGAAUAAUUGCAGGCGCUCAUCAUUCGGAAUCAUUGAUUCGCAUUAAGGAUUAUUUUCGCCUCUGAUCGGCAGCCCAGGUAUAAAGAGAAGAUUUAGUGACAGAAUAGUCGUUUGAAAGACUGGUGUAUUAAUAAAGUCUUAGAGGUUUGAAAUUACAACAGCGUCAAGCCUGUGGUCAAUGAUGGUGUCAACCAUGAUUUGGUUGCUUUUGGGAGCGUUCUUCCUGUCAUCCGAGAUUAGCGAUGUCAGUUCAUGCUCUUGCAUGUAUUCGCAUCCUCAGGAACACUACUGUGUGGCUGAUUUCGUUGCUGUCUUGAGGGUGAAGUCUCGUGGAAAGGGUGACGGGGCUAUAACAGCUUAUCACAUUAAAGUGAAAAAGGAAUUUAAAAUGACUGAGAAAGCCCGACGAGCUCUGAGCCAAGGACUGAUUUGGACAAGCAACCAUGAAGCUGCUUGCGGAGUCUCGCUGCAUUCUACCAGAUACUUAAUAGCAGGUCGAAUACGGGGUGAAAAGCCAUUUGUAUCUCUGUGUCACUUCAUUCAAGAAUGGCCUAAGCUGUCUGCAAAGCAAAAAAAGGGAUUCCGAAAACUCUAUCAACAAGGCUGUCGUUGCAAGGUUCGUAUGCCUGGUUAUGUGAAGAACGUGAGAGAACCUUAUUGCCUGUGGGAUACUUUCCGGGGCAAGAGCGAUUGUCAAGGCCUUUACUCGCUAUGUGUUCCUACAGCCCAGAGUAGAAACGGAACUGAAACUUGUUCCUGGGUAAGCACCUCACAAUACCGUCGAUGCAUGAAGGAAAGGAAACUUGAAAGAGAUAGAGAACCUUAAGAGAUUAUUCGGAAAAUGUGUUGAAAAGACUUGGACCUAUUGUGAAGGUUUUCAAUACCAUGUGGUGUUUACGUGCUGUGAGCUAUAGAUUACCUCAACUAGAUCGGGAAGUGUCUGUCCGGCCCAGAGGACUAGAAGUGAACUUCGAAACGAUGUCUAAGGACUGACGUCUGUAUGAGGAGUGAGGGUAUUAGUUUUUUGCCAUCCUGUCAAAUUUUUCAAGGCGAAAUGCUUGAACAGCGUUCAGAUUUGUAAUUUAUGUUAUUUUUGCAUUCAAGUUUUUUGUAUGCAUGCUCCAUUAGUUUAUCAAGCAUUGCUCACGUCUUUCAGUUCCAUACGUGGUCAUGUUGAUUUUAUGUAAUGCACCCUAAAGCGGAACAUUCACCAACAAUUGAACACAGUGAGGUGUAUAAGAGGUAUACUUCGUCCCCACAGAUUAUUUAAUGGCAUUUUAGAAAGUUGUAUAGAGAUUGCGAAAUUUCAUUUUAUUCUUUACUACUGACGACGGUAAUUUGUUUGGAAUAUGUAAAACUGACAGAAACUAAAUGAUGGUAUGGGAUGAACUUAAAAAGAAAAAUCAUCAAAAUUUUAAACUUUUAAAAAAGGAGUGAUUAUACGUAAUCAGUUGCAGUGAUAUUAGUACUCAUUUUACCUUUUGCUAAUUGAUAAGGAAAAUAUUAUCACAUUAAUUUUAUAUUCAUCAUCAUAGCUAUCUAUUUCGUACUUGGUUUUUGUUUUGAUUUACCUUUCGGAAGCCAUUGGCGGUACUGAAAAUGGAAUGCGCAGUAAACAUUUUGUUUGCACACUUAGGUUGCAGUUUGUAAUAUACUAAGAUUUAAAUGCUGCUUAUUUCCUCACGUCUCAAUUAAAAAAAAUUUUUUUUAAAUAAAAUUUUAAUCUUCACGUUUAGAUUUAGUACUGCUUAAUUAAGAGCAGGGAAGUAAGGACAAUAUCGUAAUUAAUUUUAUAAUUUCUGAAAGGUAUAAUUCUAAAAUUUGUCUUCUUGUAUUUCAUUUCGUUCAUUAGCACAUCCAUGAGUGAAUUUAGCUUGUUCCAUUUCUUUGCCCGAAUAUUUAGGUAUUUGAAAGGAAGCGACUACAGAAUUUAUUCUACCAACAUUUAUCAGAACUAUUAAGGUUUAAUAUUACAAACACUGAAUUUUUCUUUCAUUUCUUUUACAUAUUAGAACUUUGAACUAAUGGGGGAUGUUGUCAUGCGCAUCUUUACCUACUAACCGCUUUACAGGACUUUGUAAAUAUUAAUUUAAGUUAUUUUUCUUUCCCCCUUUUUUAAUGAGGAUGAUUAUGUUAUGCAUUAUACUUUAAGAGGACGACCACGUUUGCUUCUAAAAGUGAGAGACGGAGGGAUAUUUCAUUAUCGCGAUGUACUAUAAAUAUGUACAGGUUCUUUUGUAGAAUAUAAUUUCAUGUUAUGGAGCGGUGUGUGUGUAUUCUCCCAGAUUGUACAAAUAUUUCAUAUUGAUUAGUGUAAAUCAUUUUCUCUUUCAAAGCUGGAAGGUUCUGUUUGUUCCUUUCUCAUCAUUUUUAAGUAUAGCGCAAUGUGUAGUUACCGUAAACUUUCUUUGUUUGUGGUAAUAAAAUUGACUAAAUCAUCUUAAAUUUUCAAGUACUAAUGUAUUUUUUCGUACAUUGGAUUUCUGCAAGAAUCUGCAUUUGCUGAAAUAUUUAGGUGAAUAAGACUAUUAAUACUUUCUAAAGCAUGAAAUAUACUUAGCCCUAAGACUUCUUUUUCUGAAACAUUCCAUUUCAUAAUGUCAUUUUAUGCUGAAAUGUGUUUGUAACCAUUUCUUUUAAAGAAGACUUGUACGCUGCCUCCCAUUUAGUGCCGUGUUCAUUAUUCAUUUUGACUUUUUUUCCCUUAGAAUACGUUAAGAAUAUUUUUCAUGCACAUACACGUGUGUGUGUGUGUGUGUGUGUGAAAAUAUUCUUAAAAGAGUUUUAAUAAUUCUUAAAUAAGAUAUGCCAAAAUAGUGAUGUUUUAUUUUACAGUGCCAUAGUUGCAGUCGGUAUAAUUCUAUCGUCAUCUCCUAAAGUUGCAUAAAAUCAUCAUUUUCCAGCUUUGAAGAUCAUCAUUGUUAGAGUUAUUUGAGUUCAUUUCUUUCUUUAAUUUAAAAUUUCGCUCUCACUGAUCAUUCAUCAUGAGUUUUAUUUGAACUCUGCUGUGUAGAUUUUGCAAAAUCAGAAACAUUUCAAUAUAAAUUUUGAGGAGUUUAAAAACUCUCUUUUUGCGCAGUACUUGCAAACUUCUGAGCUAGUGAAAUAAGAAGAUUAUUUGAAAACUUUAUGGGUAGCGUUCAUAAGCUCAGAAAACGAGCUCGAAAUGGUCUCGAGAGAAUAUUUUCAUCAUUACUAGCAAAAUUGAUAUUAUUUCUUUGACAAGUUUCCUUUUGCGGGAGUUUUUUAGAAAUUUGACACUAUCAAAUGUAACAAAACAAUAAAAGUGAACAAGAAUGACAAACAAAGAUGCUUUGUCUGCAAGUAAGUUUUUUGCGAGAAAUAUUUAAGUAGUUUUACUGUGAUAUGUCUUUUAUAAUGGAAGAAAGCCCGCGAGCCCUCCCACCAUGGCAGAUCUUUGACGCUUUACCGACCUCACAGAGUUAUGAAAAGUGUGUGUUCCUUUGUAUGUUGGUUAUUCCCUUUAUAUGUAAAUAAAAGCAUUUUGAUAUUUAAA